AUGUACACUGAUCAUCAGGGCACUGAUCAGUGUGCCCUGAUGAUCAGUGUGGCCCCAGAAGUGCCACCUGUCAGUGCUCACCAGUGCCACCUGUCAGUGCCCAUCAGUGUCACGUGCCAGUGCCCAUCAGUGCCACAUCAAUGCCACAUAUCAGUGCAUACCAGUGCACAUCAAUGCCACAUAUCAGUGCCCAUCUGAGCUGCCUUUCAAUGUCACCCAUCAUUGCCAGUCAGUGCCACCUAUCAAUGCCAAUCAGUGCCACCUAUCAGUGCUGCCAAUCAGUGCCACCUAUCAGUGCCAGUCAGUGUCGCCAGCAGUGCCAUGCUAGUCAGUGCCGCCUAAAGUGCCAGUCAGUGCCACCUAGCAGUGCCAGUCAGUGCCGCCUAUCAGUGCCAGUCAGUGCUGCCUAUCAAUGCCGCCUAUCAGUGCCAUAUAUCAGUGUCAUGUAUCAGUGCUGCCUUUCAGUGCCCAUCAGUUAUGCCUGUCAAUGCCCAUCAGUG
Staurois parvus is the source of this 500-nucleotide messenger RNA. The record is from the annotation of a GenBank genome assembly. NCBI's taxonomy places the organism in Eukaryota, Metazoa, Chordata, Amphibia, Anura, Ranidae.